CUUUUAUCCUCCAGUUGAUGAGCCUUCCAUUGGCGCUGAAAAACUGGAUUUAUCUGAGCAUCCUGAAAGGAAAAAAAUAUUCAGUGGAAAAACUUUUGUAUUUCUAACUGCCAAGCAGCACAAGAAACUGGGUCCAGCAGUUAUUCUUGGAGGAGGGGAAACAAGGCUAAUGACAGAAGGAAGAAAAGAAACCUCUUUACUAGAAUCUCCUGAAGUUUGUGUUGUUGAUGUGGGGUUGACAAACUCUCAGAUCUCAGGAUCUGGCUCCAGAAACUGGACUGAUUCCAUUCUGAAUGUCUUGCAAAGCAAGGAUCUCAGGGCUAUUCCAGAGGCAGAAAUUGGAUUGGCAGUUAUCUUCAUGUCUACGGAAAAAUACUGCAACCCUCAAAAGCAGCCUGGUAAUAAAGCUGUAACUAAAAGUACUCCUGCAUCAGCUGUUGUAGGGCGAGCCAUUUCUCAGAGUUUGGCUGUGAAUGAAACCAUAAUGCCAACUGCUGCAGAUAACAGCAUGGUAUAUGUAGCUGAUACAGAAAUAGGAGAGCAGACAUGUAUGGAGAUAGAGAAUACUCCCCAAGUGGAUAGACAAGGGAAAAUGGCUUUCCAGGAUAUAACUGCUGUAAAGAAACACCCUAGCACAAGUGGCAGUGUAAAUGCUGGAACAUUGAUACCUAGAGUGAACAGAACAUCUGGAUUUAGUCAAAAAAGCCAUCCUGUCUCGCCAUCUAAAAUUUCAGAAGCUGGUAAACCUAGUGAGUGUGCUUCACGUCACCAGUCUAACUCAAUUACAAAUUACUUCCCCGUAGCUAGAAAAAGGUAUGAUGAAAGGAUUUUUGAAGGAGAAGAAACAUCUGUACCCAAACUAGCAAAACUGGAGAAAAGGUCAUCGCCUGUUUCCAAGUGCUCUGAACCCACAGCUUCGUCAGUGGGGAACAGCAAAGCAGAACAGCAUCAAAAGGAAAGGAACAUUCUGGACCCAACCCCAAAUUUUGCAUUAGAAGACACAGGUAUAAAGCUUACGAGGGAAAGCGGCAAACUAGCAAGUGAUAAAACAGACAGCAAAACUACUUCUAGUGAAAAGCAUGCACCAAAGAAGAGGAAGGAGUUGGACGAUUUAUCUGAAGAUACAGAGGCACUAGAAAUUGUGUUUGGAAGCAGAGACGUAGACUGGGAAGAUCAAAUGGCAGAUCAUGACCGGGUAGCUCAAGGAAAUGCACAGAAAAAGAGAUGUUUGGAAGACAAAGGCAGCAGAAUUCAAGAAGUAAAUGCAAAGCAGAAAGAGGAGAAUAAAAUAUUGAAAGAAGAUGAACUUGGAUCAGUUCUAACUUCAAAAAUGAAAAUGGAGAUCAAGCAAGAGCCACCAGUCUUGGUAAGAAACAAGAUAAUUCACCGCGGUGAUCUGCAGGAUGACUCCAGCAAUCUUCCCAGCAGACUGCUGUUAACUGAAUUCAGAUCGCUGGUUGUCAGCCAUCCAAGACGGAACAGUCUGCUUACUAGAAAUAGCAGCUAUGGGGGAAAGAAGAAUUUCAAAAUGUUCAAAAAGGUAGCUUAUCCAGGGUCAGGACAACUUCCAUACAUUAUUGGAGGAUCUGAUUUGAUUGCUCACCAUGCUAGAAAGAAUUCAGAGCUAGAAGACUGGUUAAGGCAAGAAAUGGAGGAACAGAACCGUCUUGCAAGAGAAGAAUCACUUGCUGAUGAUCUAUUUAGGUAUGAUCCUAAUGUGAAAAGGAGAAGAUAA
Mesitornis unicolor (brown roatelo) is the source of this 1735-nucleotide messenger RNA. It is a transcript of the gene NBN, whose product is annotated as nibrin. The transcript has 11 exons. The annotation marks the transcript as partial. Gene Ontology annotation, biological process: double-strand break repair via homologous recombination; mitotic G2 DNA damage checkpoint signaling. The record is from RefSeq and is a predicted model, not a curated record. Gene Ontology annotation, molecular function: damaged DNA binding. Gene Ontology annotation, cellular component: Mre11 complex. Lineage: Eukaryota; Metazoa; Chordata; Aves; Mesitornithiformes; Mesitornithidae.